AUGUUUGGUGGGACUGUCGUCUGUGCUUCAGCAAUUCUACUUACGGUGGCCUCGGGAGUCAUUCAGCCGGAGGUCACUGAUGGUGGCAACAACAGCGAGCUGCUUGUUUUCCACUACAUUCUCACGGAGGAGCGCUGCGGCUCCGGCUUCAAGAUAUUCAACUUUGUGGACAGUCUGCUCUAUGCCAUUGACUACAUUGACGCCAACUACGAGCCGCGCAUAACCUACACACCAUACUUCGACUUUCUCACUGGCUGCUCCCUGAGAGACAAGGACAGAGCCGUCAACGACUGGAUAUCGCUGGGGCUGUCGCGCACCUCUGCGGUGGAUAGGCUCUAUCAGAUCAGCUAUGCCUGUCGCAGCCAAAGCCAGGUGACCGUCUUCACGAAACAGGAGGCCCUGGCGGAGGGCAGUCAGGUGCCGACGGCAAUGAGCCUGCGCCGGAUGGACGCAAACAACUUUGCCGCCAUCAGUCUGGUGCUGACCACCUCCACUCUGGUGAUGGGUCUGAGUGCCCUGCUUAGCGCCUAUGGGUGGCAAGACAUUGCUGUCUUCUAUGAGGUCAGUCUGGAGGGUGGCGAGAUUGCCUCGCUGGCGCAGCAGAUAGCCCUGAUGUUGGCGCUGGGAGAUGCUGGCACGGGAGCCUUCAAUGUGGUGCGUCGGCAGAGACUGCGUCCAGGCAUGGAUCACUCGGCGCUGUUGGAGGAUAAAAACAGCAAGCUGGAUGUUAUCAUUCUUCUAACGCGACCGACGCUGGCGAUGGAAUUCCUGCUAGAAACCCGCAACGUCACGGCCAUCCAACAGGGCAAGAUCGCCCUCAUCCAUAUCGAACCCACGGACAUGCUCACCUACGAUGUACUCCGGCUCUGGCGAAACGAGUUGGAGCGUGGAAUAGAUUUGGGUGCGUCCGGACAGUGCCUCAUCAUCAUGACAGCUCUGCCAACGGGUACAGCCUACCAGUCCAACUCUUCCAUCUAUGAGCACAGCAUUCCUAAAGAUAAUUCCGUGAUGGAGAACCUGCCCCUUAAAUGCUGGUGGCCCUGCGCCGAAUUCCAGAGUUGA
Molecule: messenger RNA, 1062 nt
Organism: Dibothriocephalus latus
Lineage: Eukaryota; Metazoa; Platyhelminthes; Cestoda; Diphyllobothriidea; Diphyllobothriidae
Source: the annotation of a GenBank genome assembly